AGCUGGAGUGGGGAGGCCGCUAGGAAGUUGCAUCGUUGGGGGAGAGAGGAAACAAAAACGCGGGGCACGCGCUCACGUCCUGGACACGGGGACACCGCUUUAACAAAAAAGCCCUUUGCGAUUGCGGGAGGAGACUUGCACUGCCUGGAGGUACGACCAAGCACGGAGCUCCAUCGCAAAAAUCACUGAAGUGAGCCAGAGCAGCUCAAACACCCAGAGACCUCGAACCUCAAGCGUGGAGGAGCCAGCCGCUGACCAAGGAGGUGCACGAGGCGAUCCGGAGCGAGGGAGAGGUGGCCCAGUGGGUUGGGAGUGGGAGGGAGGACGCGGGUGGCGGGGGGGGUGAAGGAGAGCGAAAGGAAGAGUGCGGGAUGGGAAGCAGGGAGCGUGUGGCGAUGGCUGUGGUGGUGGCGACCGUAGUCACGAUGGCGGCAGUGCUUGCCCAGCUGCUACCGACUGCGGCGGGAGCAACUCUGGAGGUGCUCACCGAACGGCUGCGGCGCGACGUGGACUCGAGCGUCGAGACCAGCCUCGAACUCGGGAACGACGACGACAACAAUAACGGCGGCGGCGGUGGUGGUGGUGGCACCAUCAGCAGCAGCAGCAGCGGCGGCGGCGGUGGCGGUGGCUCCCAGCCAGUGCACGCGGGAGGCGGGCGUCACCCCCACGUCUACAACCACGUGUACACCAUCAACAUGCCGGCCAGCGCGCUCUGCGGAGCGGCGCCCCAGGAUGGAGACGCCGCUGACGCCGGUGCCGCCGGUGCCGCCGGAGGCAGUGCAGGUGCCGGGUCGGCGCCGAUCGACGCGGGAGGUGCAGCGGGCUCGGCGAUGUUCGUGGAGCAGACGGAGGACUCGGACAGCCAGAUCGUGUUCACGCACCGCAUCAGCAUCCCGCGCAAGGCGUGCGGCUGCCACGGCGACCACGACGACCACGACCACGACUCGCCGCUGCUGCGCCAGCUGCUGAGCCGCAUCGAGCUGCUCGAGCACCAGGUGUCCGCGCUGCGCCAGCAGUGCACGGCCAACGGCAACAGCAACGGCUACGGCUGCUGCGGGGGCGGCGCAGGCGGUGCCGGAGCCUCGGCGGCCUCCGCAGGCAACGUGGACUACCUCCCUCCGUGCAGCGGCCACGGCAACUUCAGCCUGGAGGCGUGCGGCUGCUCGUGCGACGACGGCUGGGGCGGCGCCAACUGCUCCGAGCCGCUGUGCCUCCCGGCCUCCUGCGGCGACCGCGGCCGCUGCGUGGACGGCGAGUGCCUCUGCCCCGACGGUUACGAGGGCGACGCGUGCCGCCUCGCCGGCGCCCGCUGCCCCGACGACUGCAGCGACCAGGGCCGCUGCGUGGGCGGCGAGUGCCGCUGCUUCGAGGGCUUCGAGGGCGACGCGUGCCAGCUCGCCGCUUGCCCCGACGGCUGCAACGAUCAGGGCCGCUGCGUCGGAGGGGAGUGCCGCUGCUACGAGGGCUUCUCGGGCGAGCGGUGCGACGUGGCCGACGGCCGGGAGGAGCCGGAGGAAGAGGAGAGGGAGAGGAGGAAGAAGAAGACGGAGGAGGAGGAGGAGGAUGAGAAAAAAGAGGAGGAGGAGGAGGAAGAAGAGGAGGUCGUGGUGCGAGAGACGGAUCGGCAGAUCUUGGGAAGCGUGCUGUGCGCCAGAAAUUGCAGCGGCCUGGGCGCGUGCGUCGACGGCGCGUGCGUCUGCAACGAGGGCAUCCUCGGGGAGGAUUGCUCCGAAGUGCCCCCGCCGUGGAACGUGACGGUGACGGGCGUGACGGACCGCACGGUGGACCUGGCGUGGGCCCACGACCUCGUGGUGACCGAGUACGUGCUGCGCUACUCGCCCGUCGCCCCCGGCGGCCUCGUGCUGGAGGUUCGCGCGACGGGCGACAGCAGCAACGCGACGCUGCGCCAGCUGGAGCCCGGCGUCGAGUACCUGGUGACCGUGCAGGCCGUACUCAACGGCCUGCUCAGUGUGCCCGUGUCGGCGCGCGUGCACACGCAUCUGUCGAAGCCCGAGGGGCUGAGGUUCAAGUCCAUCGCGGAGACGGAGGUGGAGGUCGUGUGGGAACCCUUCUCCGUCCCGCUUGACGGCUGGCAGAUUACGUUCCACCACGGGGCGGCGGACGUGGUGACGGACCUGCACGGUGACGCGACGUCGCACGUGCAGAGCGGCCUGCUGCCCGGCGAGGAGUACGAGGUGCGGCUGGUGGGCGUGCUGGAUGGCGCGCACGGUCCUCCCGCCGCCGCCACCCUCGCCACGCCGAUCGACGGCCCUCGCGCCUUCGAGGUGCGCGAGGUGACCGACUCGUACGCGCACCUGUCGUGGGAGCGGAGCCGCGCGCGCGUCACCAGCCUGCGCCUCUCGUAUCGCACGACGGGCGACGCGCGGCCCACCGAGCUGGGCCUGCCGCCCACGGCCACCGAGUACACGCUGCAGGGCCUGCGGCCCGGCCGCCUCUACCACGCGACGCUGCGCGCAGAGCGUGGCCUCGCGCAUAGCGGCGCCUUGCACGCCAGCUUCACCACAGCGCUGGACGCGCCGCGGAACCUGAGGGCGAGCCACCAGGGCGAGAGCGGCGGCGGCCUGCUGCUCGAGUGGGAGAACAGCCGCGCCCAGGUGGACGGCUACCGGGUGGUGUUCGCCCCCAUCGCCGGCGGCCCCCACGGAAGCAUUAACGUCACCCACCAGGGGCCCGACCUCACCUCCGCCGUCACCAUUACCGACCUGAUGCCCGGGACAGAGUACGGCGUCGGGGUGACUGCAUACAGGGGCGACAUUCAGAGCAAACCCUCGACCAUCAACACCCGCACAGAGAUGGACAGCCCGCUGAACCUUCAAGUGACUAACGCGUGGGACACGGGCCUCACCGUGCGCUGGGACCCAUGCCGGGCGCGCGUCGACCGCUACGCCAUCAUGCACAUCUCGGGCACGGGCGCCAUCGGCGAGCUGGCCGUGCCCGGCUCCGAGACGUCGGCCAACCUGACGGGCCUCCGCCCGGCGACCGAGUACACCGUGGUGCUGCAGGCCGAGAGCGGCCUCGAGAAGAGCCGGCCCGCGACGCUGUCGGCGAACACAGGCUUCCGCCCCGUGCAGACGCUGCACUUUUCCGACGUGAGCUCUAGCGGCUUCCGCGUGGCCUGGGACCCGCCCACCGUGCCGGUCGACGCCUUCGUGCUGCGGGUGUCGGAGUCGGCGCCGGGCCCCGGGGAGGGCCCCGGGGAGGGCCCCGGGGAGGGCCCGCGGGUGGUCACCAUCGACGGCGGGCAGAGCGACGCGCUCGUCUCAGGCCUGCUGCCCGAGCGGCGCUACGACGUGUCGCUGGUGGCCGUGAAGGGCAUGACCACGGGAGAGGCCGUGCUGGGAGAUGUGGCCACAGCCCUGAACCCGCCGACGAAGCUCUCCUUCUCGAACGUGACCCAGACGAGCGUCACGGUGAGCUGGGCUGCCAGGGAGCCCACCCCCAGCUCCUACCAGCUGUCCUACGAGCUCACGGGCGGAGAUGGGGAUCGUGAGACGGUGUCGCUGGCGGGCGGCGUGACGGAGUACACGCUGCAGGACCUCGCACCGGGCACGGAGUACACGGUGGGGCUCGCCUACCUCCCCGACCCCGACAACAACGACGCCUCCACGGGGAGCGUCACCACCGUGCUGGACGGCCCCGUGGCGCUGCUGGCCGUGAACGUGGUGGCCUCCGAGGCGCUGCUGGUGUGGCGUCCGGGACGGGCGCCCGUCGACUCUUACAUCGUCACCUACUCCACGAGCGGCCACCCGGGCGGAGAGGAGGAGGAAACUCUCAACGUUCCGGCCCCCAGCCUCGAGCAGCAGCUGACGGGGCUGCGCCCGGCGAGCACGUACCACGCGACGGUGCGCGCCGUCAAGGGGGCCCUGGAGAGCCCGUCCCGGGCCACCACCUUCACCACGGCCUCGGGCUCCCCGCUGGCGGUGACCUUUGGCUCCGUGACGGAGAGCACGGUGGAGGUGAAGUGGCUGAGCCCGACCCCCGCGCCCGACUGGUUCAUCGUCUCCUACGUGCCCACUGACGGGGGCGAGGUGGAGAGCGUGACAGUGGCGGGCGCGCUGGUGAGCCACACGCUCACCGGGCUCUCCCCGGGCACCGAGUACGAGGUGAGCGUCGCGUCACUGAGCGGCGCCGUCGAGAGCGAGCCCAUCUCCUCCUCAGUCACUACCGCGAUCGACGCUCCGCGCGACCUGGCGGCCGUGGAGGUGGCCGGGCAGAGCGCGCUGCUCACGUGGCGCCCGCCGCUCGCCAACAUCACGGGAUACACGCUGAGGGUGCAGGGCCCCGACGGCGACACCACGGAGCUGCAGGUGGACGCGGGGGCCUCGUCGCGGCAUCUCGAUGGCCUGACGAGGAGCACGCCCUACAGCGCCGGCCUGUACGCCCUGCGCGGGGACGAGCGCAGCGCCGCCGCCCUCGCCGACUUCACCACCGACGGGCGUCUGAUCCAGAACCCCCAGGACUGCGCGGAGCAGUCGCUCAACGGCGAGACGGAGAGCCGCGUGUACACGGUGUACGUGCGCAACAACGAGUCGCAGCCGCUGCUCGUCUUCUGUGACAUGAGCACGGACGGGGGCGGCUGGAUUGUGUUCCAGCGGCGGCAGAACGGACGCACCGAGUUCUUCCGCGAUUGGAAGUCGUAUGCGCGGGGAUUCGGCGACCUCCGCGAUGAGUUCUGGCUCGGUCUGGACAACCUCCACCGGCUGACGCAGCAGGGCCGCUACGACCUGCGCGUGGACCUGCACGACGGCCCCGAGGAGGCCUUCGCCUUCUACGACCGCUUCGCCGUGGCCGACGCCGUCGCGCUGUACCGCCUGCGGAUCGGGGCCUACAACGGCACGGCCGGCGACUCGCUGUCCUACCACCAGGGCCGGCCGUUCUCGGCGCCGGACCGCGACAACGACGUGGCGGUGACGAACUGCGCCAUCUCCUACAAGGGCGCGUGGUGGUACAAGAACUGCCACCGCGUCAACCUCAACGGGAAGUACGGCGAGGCCAGCCACAGCCAGGGCAUCAACUGGUACCACUGGAAGGGCCACGAGCACUCCAUCCCCUUCGUCGAGAUGAAGAUGCGUCCACACGGAUACGUGCACCCGCCCGGGGAGCAGCGCUAAACGCUCACCUCCUUCCUUCCCAUCUCGACCCCCCAGCGGAGCCCCCUCCCCUCACACCCCCUCCCCUCCCCUCCCCCUCCUCCCACUCACCCCACACUGGCCAGAGCACGAACCCAUUCACCCAAAGGCAGAUGCACACCUGAGCGAUGGGUUUUAUUUUGUAUUUUUGUUUAGCCAUGGUGAGCACUCGGGAGACCAGGCUGGAGUCUCAUUCGCCGAGCGUGACCUGGGACAUCAGUCUGCCGGGUCGGGUUGUCUGACGACUGCCACCGUGCGUCAUCCCAAUUGAGUAGCGUGCGGUGUCAUUAUCCGAUUGAGAAAAAUUUGGACCCUGACGCCGGCACUCGCGAUGGCCUUGCUCUCUUGGGAAAACGACGUCGCGGGAUCUUUAAAGUCCCACUGCGAGCGAAGCGAGACGGCGGCGUUGCGAUCGUUACGGUCGGCGCACACCGCCGCAGCGUUAACCAGGGCGGCCCGCCGGAUUCGAACCGCGAACCUCCACGGCGAACGCGACGCCCGCCCGCCCGGUCACCCGCCCACUACCAAAGUCGCGUAACUUGCGCGCCUCUGCAACCAGUUGCGAACACUUGCACGCAACCGGGUUUCCUCACAGUCGAGACCGACUGGGUUUCUGCUCGGCGAACAGGGCAGCGAGAGAGAGAGCGAGAGAGAACGUACGGGGCGAACGAUGCAAACGGAGACGGUGAAAAGACGCAACGAAAACUGUCGAACGCGUUGCAUGGGGAUUGUGAUGAUCCGUAAGUAAUCGUGACUUGUGGAAGGGAUAAACGGCCUAGGGUUUAUUUGUGACUGCUCCCAUAUUUAAGUGGCAUGCUGUGAUUAAAACAUUGUGGGUGUUUUUUUUUUAUUUGCGAAUGUUACAUCGUUGGGGAACUCUAUUAUUAAUCAGAUAGUUUGACGGUUUAUUCAAUAAAUGAGUGGUCAUGCAUCUUUCACGACAGGUUUAGAAACACUUCGUCUAUGGCAUUAUACAAAUCCCAUGUUGUCUGUGAGUGUGUGUGUAUAUAUAAUAUACAAUCACAGAGCACUGCUGCCACUCGCCUAUAGAUAAAAAAAAAAUCCACUCUCCAUUGUCAUUUGAAUUCGAAACCAAAACAGGUUUCCAGUAUGUCUCUUGAGCCAAUGAUGCCAAUAACCCCUUAUCGGUACUACCUAGGCUGGCAAAUGCUACCAGUGAUUUAUUUGCAGCGUGCUAUCUCUAGAUCACAACCAUGUAUGAUAGCAAGGUCGACGUGGUAGCUUUUUUUUUAGAAACGUGUUGUUAGCAAACGGUACCGUAGUACAUUUGAGAACCCCAAAAAAACGAAUGUGAUGGUAAUCAUCCACGGAAGACGAAAAUAAACAGGAAAUGCAUCUGCAAAUGAAACUGGAUCACGGUGGACACUGCCCAUGGUGGACACUGGUAGCGUUUGUCUUCCCAGGUGGUACCGAUCAACCCCCAUUGGCUCGUGGUCUAACGUCGCAGCCUCUGCGAUUGAGGUCGACUUGGAGGUGGGGCGCACGCUGCACGGUAUCACGUUGCUGAUGUCGCCACGCGCGCUCGUCGCUUCGUAUCGUCACACGCGGUGAAAGAGGAUUUUCAACGGCGCAACAACGUAUUAGAAGUGACGACACCGAUGAUGAUGAUGACGAUGAUGACGCCAUCGGCAUCGUGCACGACAAUGUCCACUCGGAGACUCGCGGUAACUUGUCCCGCACCAAAGACGGGUGAGCGGUCAUCGUUAAGUUGAAACCUGCACGCGUUGAUUGUCCUGGAAAGUGGAUUUGUUGGUUAGCGGUAAGGCGCAUCGUUAGUUUAUGGUUGAGGUGUAUCUGUGAAGACUUUGUGUGUGCCCCAGCAAGCACGUGCGUGUGUGUGUGUUUGUAGCUUUUGCACGCGGUCGCUACUUAAAGCUUGGUUAGAGCCGGUGUUUGGAUUUUGAGCGAGGUGUCCGAAUCAUUCUUCGGAUUAUUCUGUUACCGAAUGUCGGCUGUAGAGCGGGGCGUUAUUUGUUAGAGGGCCCACCGUGGCGCAGCAGAUACCUCGUUGCGAUGGGUUGGCCAACAAGGUGGCUUGAUUGGACCUGGGUUUCGCCUGAUUUUUUUCCCCCCAGAACUCAAGUUGGAGGGCAAAGUAAACCGCUGCCCUAUGAACAGCAAAAGAGGAAAGCUGCCCUCAGACUCCGUGAAAUAGCUGUGGACAUCAUCAAAGAAGCAGGAACCAGUAGGUGGAACAACAUUUUAAGGACUUUAAAAUAUUUACACAAGAAACAAAAGCAGUGAUUCUUUGAUUUUACAAGUCAAUCAAGUUCCUUGCGAGUCAAAUAUCAAGACCUUGUUACUGAUGAAUAUGAAAUCUAUUCGUCUCUGCCUGGAUUCUGACAGAAGAAAUUCAGGCUUAGCCGCGAAUUGAAAUGUCCCAUGAUAUUUUGGGAUAUCGUCCAAUAUUCAAACUCGAGUUGACAAACAUUCUAGAGACACAUGCCGCUGUGACGGAAACUUGAGCUUCAAACUCGUGUUAUGUUGUUAAUGUAAACUAGGCACUGGGUUAGAUUCCCCUUCUUCUGGCCGUGACAUAGUCAGGGCCAGGCCGAGAUUGAUUGGUACCUACCGCCAGUAUUCUUAGGUUUUCUUUUUUUCCGGUAAAGUCACGUUGAUACAGCUAUCGUGCUGCGACGGUUCCACCUGAAGACAGAAGCUUGUGUUGCCUCCGAAACGUCGUGAUUUUUCUUUUUUUUCUUUUUUUUUACCGACGUGACUUUACCGAAAAAACCUAAGAAUAUGAAUCUUUGCAGUCACGAAAGCUUCAAAUCUAGAACCUACCGCCAACCCAAUAUUUUACUAUCUUAAUGAUGCAGAUUUGUCAAGUCUCGUCAAGUUUCCCAAUGAGCUCGAACGAGCGUUCGGCCGUGGGCAUCUGCUGUUGUCGGCAGUGCCGAGACAGUUGUGGAAAUUCCAAAUUACUAUGGCAGGGCCUUAUUCUCUCCCUAAUUAUAAACAACUACCAGACGAUACACCGUUGCGAGGAUGGGCAGCUUUCCUCUGUCCUCACAUCCGAGGGGAUAUCUUUACCCCAGGUCUCCAAAAACCUUUUUGCUGCCCUGCCCAAAGAGAAGACUGUCCGAGUUUGACACAGACAGAGAUUACAAUUUGAAUCCCUAAGUCCUGGCGACAUUGAUAAUGUGACAUGGAGUAUUAUCUGGGCCAGAGACAGUUUGGGAAAACGUUUUUCUUGUGAUGUGCAUCGGCUACAUCUCUGUCCUUUGAACUGAUUCCUGCUUUAACUUGUCCGCGUGAACAAUGAAACGUCUAAAGCCUGUUAUAAUCUCGUAACACGGCACACGGUUUUUAUUUUAUUUUACUAGGGCAAUGUUUUUAUUUCGGUGACGUGCGUUUCGUUGUUUCCCCCUCAAUCCCAGUUUGGACGCUUUAAUUUUGACCGUCAUCAGCGCGGACUGCGCUUCAUGUGUGCCGGGCCCGUGUAUGAAAUGUAUAUACCGUACUCGAUAGAUUCUAUCAAUGCUCCUGCAUCCUCACAAAAUACAGCUACGAGGAUCUUUCUGUUAUUUUUAUUAUUACUACUAGACUUAACUUUUUAAGUGCUUAGAGUUUAUCACAGUUGCACAUGUAUGCGGUAGAGUAGAAACCCCAGGGCAUUCUUGGUCAUAGCGUAUUAUAUUUAGACCACGUAACACACACAGGUGUUGCUAUGGCAAAUGUGGUUGUCGGCCCUCGGAGGGAGUGCAGCAGGGGGGGGGGAAGGGAGAUCCGUAGGAGGCUUAGGUCUGCGCCCCGGAACGUCUGAUUAUAUUUCACAACUCGCCUGGGCAGUGAAAACUCGCGCAAAUGGUCGUGAUUUUGCCUUUAAUUUUUUACCAUAACAGCCUCACAUGAGUCGGACCGGUGUAAUUCACCAGCGCCGCGUAUGUGUUUCGAUGUCUCUAAGUCAAAGUUUAAACAACAACAACUCUGCUCUGACGUACAAUGGGGGCUGCCCCUUGAGCCAUUGGUGACAAUUACACAUUUCCAUGGACGGUGCCAGUCCAUCCGAAACACGAACCGACUUUUCACUUCUCACAAAGUGGUACUAUGCUUUGCAAUUUCACCGGAGGUUGUGAUGGGCUUCAGUUAGAUAAUACAUGGGAUGUUUGUGUUGUCGAGUUAAACAGAAAUGCCUCCCAACGCCCCCCUCCCAUCUCCCCCCUGCCCCCCCCCCCCCCCAUGACCCUGCCGACAAGACAAUUCGCCAAAUGACGACGCGUCUCUGUGAACAAUAAAACGGAUGAACGAACCAA
Messenger RNA from Lethenteron reissneri (Far Eastern brook lamprey), 9427 nucleotides. Its product is annotated as tenascin-R-like. Gene Ontology annotation, biological process: regulation of cell adhesion; neuron projection development. Gene Ontology annotation, molecular function: protein binding. Lineage: Eukaryota; Metazoa; Chordata; Hyperoartia; Petromyzontiformes; Petromyzontidae. The record is from RefSeq and is a predicted model, not a curated record.